GCGUAGCCGCAACAUGGCUUCCGUAGCUAGGCUGGACUUCACUUUAGGUGGUGCUCUUUUUUCUAGGAAUCCUCCCGUUUAAACCAGUGCUACCAGAAUCUCGUUUCUCAGAAAAGUCUCGUCUAGCAGAGACUGUAGCCAUGUGUGAUAACCUCACUGGCCUCCAAGAUUGCCAUGCCUUUCAGUGUAUGAUCUCUUCUUGUGGGGAUUUAUGAAAGACUAUUUAUGUGCCCACACUUCUACGUACAUUAACUGAACUUAAGAUACGCAUAACAACAGCCACGGAAGCGGUGGAUGCAGAUAUGUUUACAAAAGUUUGGGAUGAAUUUAACUACCAUAUAGACACAUGACAUGUGUCCAAAGAUGAAUAUAUUGAGCGCCUCUAAUUUGGUCUGUAAAAAAACUUUGUUUAGCCAUGUAGCAUAAAAUUACUCUUAAACUUCUAUAUUCAGUAUUUUUCAUAAUAUAUGCAUUUUAAAUUGAUUAGUAUAUAUAUAUAGAGAGAGAUCCACAUUAUUUGCUCUAUAAAAACUAAAUUUAGGAAUAAGGAAGAGGACAUAGUAAGAAGGAAGAAGAAAUUUGAGUUUCUCCUUGCAAUGAUUCAUCCAUCGGGUCAAAAUAUAUUAAAUCUUGACUCAGUCUGCAAGUUUAACAUUGUUCCAAGUGAUAAUUGUUUGCUUAUCACAGAUUUUCCAAAUUCCAGAUCACUGCUAUAUUUGAUGAAGAGAUUUCUUCUUAUCUGAUGCAUAAUGGUGGUGAUGGCACAAGUGCCAGCUCUGUGGGCACAGAAAGCCCAGAUAUAUUCCAAAAUGGUGAAAUUAUAUCAGCACCAUUGAUUAAAUCUUAUAAUAACUCUGAUGUGGAAAUAAGUGAUGAAAAAGCUGCAGCAGGUAUCCUUCCCCUUCAUGUCAGAAGAGGAAGUGAACCUGCUCUAAAUCGACUUUCUCCAUCACUUUUAUCCAACGGAGAUAGUUGUAAGAGGUGGUCUGCUGCUGUCUUAGCCAGUGAUGAUACAUUUAAGCAGUUGAAUAGUGAAGGAGAAGAACAGUCAGAAGAUGAUCUUCCACCUGGAGAAAGAGAGGAUGGCAGUGGAGAAGAGAAAUCAAUAUCUUAUCAACAGUACUUAAAUUCAUGGAAUUGUGAUGGACAUUUAAACAGAGAUGAAAGGAGAGAACCACUUGGUGGACCCACUUCGCCAAAACAUAGUACUGAUGAAACUGAAGAUAGUGAUUGCUCCAGUUCUUCACAUAAGAAGGUCAUUGAGGUAAUGAAACUAAAAAAAGAAGAUGGUCCGCUGGGUAUCCGUAUAGUUCCUGCAGAUGAUAGUCCAGAAAACAACAAAGGCGUUAUAAUCCAAGGUAUUGAACCUGGUGGGAGAAUAGAUCGGGAUGGACGAUUUUGUGUUGGUGAUCGUAUAACAGAAAUAAAUGGUUUAAAGUUGAGUAAGGACUCUUAUCGGAAUGCUCAAGAAAUACUCAGGGAUGCUAUGAAAGCUCCUGAGCUAAAUAUUCAUUGUAUAAAAAAGGAUUCUACCAAAAUAACAAUUAAUUCCAAACCAAAUCUUAAGCAGAAGAAAAAUGCAAGGAAUGAUAAACUGGCAGAUAAUGAAAAAGUGUCCAGUUCCCUUAUUUCUAAGUUGCAAGUGACUUCUCCUGGGAAAAAAAUUCCUUCAACACCAUUACAUAAAAGUAGUCCUGCUCAUUCAAGUAUAAGGAAGGUUGGAAGACGAAUCUUAGUCCAUCUUACUAAAGGUUCUGAAGGCCUUGGUUUCAGUAUCACAUCUAAAGACCCUAAUAAUGGUCCACCAUUUUUUAUCAAGAAUAUUCUUCCUGCUGGUGCAGCUGUCGAUGAUGGAAGGCUGAAAACUGGUGAUAAGCUGCUUGAGGUGAAUAAAGUCGAUGUGUCAAAUAUGACCCAAACGGAAGUUUUGAGCAUGUUGAGGAAAGUUCCUUUUGGUGAUGUAGUUGAGCUUGUGAUCUCAAGGCAAGAAACAGAUUUGUCACCAAGUCCAAGUCUUCCAAGAGAACUGCCCCAUGAAAAAUGUGAAGAAGAUGUUGGUAUUUUUCCUUGGAAACGGAGAGACAUUUAUACAUAUGAAAUACCUCUCAAUGACACCGGGUCUGCUGGUUUAGGUGUCAGUGUCAAAGGGAAAACAUCAAACACUGAAAAUGGCCAAGUAGAUAUGGGUAUUUUCCUGAAAAAUAUUUUUCAUGGAGGUGCUGCCUACAAAGAUGGAAGACUUCGCAAUAAUGACCAGUUAUUAAAUGUAAAUGGUAUAUCACUCCUGGGUAUGACGAACGGUCAAGCCAUGGAAACACUGAGGAGAGCUAUGAUUCAAGGAGAAGGACCUAAUGCUGUUUCAAAUGCAAUAAUUUUAACAGUGGCUCGCCGAGUGCCUUCACCUACUCAAGACAAUGCUCUUUCUGAUCAGGGAGAUAGCUCUUGUCAUGACAGAAGUGAUUCUUUGCUUAGUGAGAGUGGUGACUCUUUUUAUGUGUCAAAUGAAAAUUUAUCACCAUCAUCUAACAAAUGCAAUGGUGUUACUCCAGACACUUCAACAAGUGACAAUUCAGGUAAUACAGUAAUUUUUAGGUUGCCAUCUGAUGAGAGGUUAGAAGAUGUUAGUGAAGACAAAGAAAAUGAUUUAGAUGUUUCUUCAUCAUCGCCAGCCUUUAAACAUAAUCAUCUGUUACAUAACCUUUCUGAUAAUAACAUAAGUGAUACAAACAUUGUAAAUACAGUGGAAUACCAGCAAUCCAAUCAAAGGCUGAAUGAAAUAACACAUGAAGACCAAGAAAAUUUAAUUGACUUACAUCCUGAUCAAAGCUCAUCAUUUCUAAAAUAUGAAGCAUCCAAUGGAUUCAAAGAAACUGGUCAUACUGUUAAUCAUAAAAAGUCAUUAUCUAAUCCUUCAGAAACAGACUUUUCUUAUAGAUCUCCACACAGGAAACCUAAAACUGUUCCUCAAACAAAUUACUGUGAUAGCCCAGCCUUCUUUAAAGAUGCAACAAAUGAAAGAUUACCAAUGGACAGCCACUUUAAUCGCAGUGGUUUUGGUAGGCAAAGUAUGCCUGAAAAGAAAAUUUUACAAGCUCAUCAAAGGAGUAAAUACUUACCAAAUAGGAUUAUGCAUGAAAAUAGAAUAGAUGACUGCACCUCAACUCAUAAUCUCCAACAAAGUCAUUGCCAACAAUAUCAUCAUAGAGAAAUGCCUGUUGAUGUAGGACCAUAUGAAACGUAUGUGAAAUUUCAGCCAAAGACACCAAAUGGAGCUAAAGUUUCCAACAAUGGGUUGGCAGUGGAAAAAGCUCAGCGAACUACUGUCUUCUAUCCAACGUGUUGUUGGUCUUGCAAUUCUCCAGAUUGUCCCUAUCAUGCUGUGCCAACUACAGGUCGAGAGAGUGGCAGCAGUGAAGGAACUUGCACUCAAGUUGGUCCUUCACUUGGGCUUUAUAAAUCAAGUAGUCUAGAGAGUCUUCAGACUAUGAUACAGGAACAACAGAAGAGAAAUAUGCCUUUGGGAACAAGUGCAUGUUCAAGUAGAGGUUGCAAUGAGAGCUUUAGAGCUGCAGUAGACAAGUCAUUUGAAGCCAUAGACCAGAUUGAACAUGCUGCGAGUGAUGAAGGGAGACACUUAACAAAUACAAACCGUAACCAUACACGUGCCAAAACCAUCAACUCUGUAGUUCCAGAAGCUGGGAAGAAAAAUGAAAAAUCAACAAAAAAGAAAGGACUUUUUCGAGGCCUUGGUUCUGUCUUUAGGUUUGGUAAAUCUAGCAAGAAAAGUGUCAAAGGUUCAGCUGUUUCUACUGAUAAAGAACAAAAACUUGAGACAACACCUCAACAAAGUAAAAAAGCUACUCAGGAUGAACAAGAAAGGAUUCAGAGGCAAUAUCAGGAACUUGUUGAACGUCAGCGACUGAUACAAACAACACAGUAUAAUCACUCUGUAAACAGACAAUUAUCAUCGAAACCAUCAUUCACAUUUCCACGUUCUGGUACUUCUUCUCCACAUCCAAGCCAAAGUUCUACAGCAAUAUCUCCUCAAAGUAGGCAAGAAAGAAUGCAAAUUCUAAGACUUGAGCAUCAGAGGAAACACAAACAACGAAAUGGUUUUUAUCCACAAGAAGAUCAAGAAGAGCUAUAUGAACAAAGAAUGAAACAGAAUACAGAUUGCAGUGCAAUGAUUAAUCGACCUCUUCCCCCAUUGCCUCAUCAAGAUUCUGAAAGUAUCUCUCAGGGAAGCAAUCUAGAAUUAACUCCAAAGACUCAAAGCUUAGAAAUUUACAAGGAAAUGUCAAAACCAGGCAGUCGGAAAGGAUUUGCUGACCCGAAUCGUUAUAGUCAUUAUAUGAACUUCCAAGAGAUACAACAACACCUGCAACAAUUUCAUCUCCAUCAGAACAUGUAUUUAAAAGACUGGCCCCCUGAAAUGCAACCAUCUUACCUCAUGACAGAACAAAAAUAUAUGGCCAAUUUGAAUCGUAGACAUUAUAGGCAUACCGUCAGUUCACCUCGAUCACGGCCAAAUUCAGAAUUUUUUGAUUUUAGGAAUAGUGAUAUGUCAAAAUCACCUCUCAGAGGUAUAUCUGAAUCAGGUUCUUUACCAAAAAGAAUGUUUCAGAAUGGUAAGCAAAGACUGCCCAUACCAGCAGUUUUCAUGCUGCAACAACAAAACUGUAUUAGUAAUACUCCAAAUGAGCAUGUUUCAUCAAACUUUUACAAUCAUAAUCCAACUCUUGAUGAUUUGCAUGAAAAGAGAAAAACAGGCUCGAAGGUCUGACUGUUUUUAUGACGAUACUACAAAGAUUUUGAGUGAAACAUAAAAAUAUGUUAAAAGCUGAAACAGAAGACAUACUGUUGUUGAUUUCAUACAGUCUUUUACACUUUCCAAUUUUAUACAUUAAAUAAAAAGACCUUAUUAAAUAAAAUACCUUCAUAGCAUGUUUUAAAUAGUCUCCAGUCUUCUAAUUAACAUAAAAGGCAAAUAUAAUAUAAAAAUUAUAUUCUUCCUGCACUACAGCAUAACCAAAAGACAGAAUUAUAUUUAAAAAAAUGAGUGCAUGAAGGUUAUAUCUGUAGAGAUAUUUUGUGAUCAGUCUUAAAACAGUUUGCCAAUUAUUUUUUAAUAUUUCCUAUGUGCCAUGUAUAUAUCAAUAAUAUUACUUGCAUGUAUAAAUUGAAUGCUUCAUGAAGUUUGCUUUGCUAAUGUACAUAGUACUGCUCUUUUGAUCAUAAAAACUUGAUAUAUUUUUGUAACAUAUUGCAAUAUUUAUGAUAUAACAUUGUCAUUUGUUUCUUCACCGAAAAAUUGAGUCUGUGAAUAAAAUUUUACAAAUAUGAAAAAUUUUACAUACCUUUUUUAAUAAUAAUACUAAUCCAGAUUUAAUAAAUAAUUUUCAAUCAUGGUUAAUUCUUCCCCUUUGAAUACUUAGAUUAUUCAACAAAACAACCACCAGUCUCAAAUACAGUUUUUUAGAUAAAGGAUCCAUUUUAAGUACCAAAAAUAAUCUCCCUAAUGAAUAUCUUAUGGGGUUAUUGCAUAUCACAGAGAAACUUUUCGAUGAAAUGAACUUGUUCGUCUUCCUACCAUUGAAGGGUCCAUUUUGUUGGAACCUGUGUCCUGGCUAGCGAUGUGGGACUUUUUGAAACUGAACUGAAAAUUUUUCACUUGAAGCUUUGUUUCUCAUUCCUUUAAGAACUUGUUUCACAUUAAGUUACUCCAAAACAAAAAUUCUGGGAAAUGUUUCUUUCAACAUGCUAUUGAGGAUAGCUUGUACAUGUGAUACGGGUUUUAGUCGGCAUAGUUCAGCCAACUAAAACCCGUAUCGCAAUUAAUAAUCAAUUACUUCAUGUAGAAGUCAUUGAUUUUCAAGAAUCAAUAGAAUUCAGCAAACUAAGAGAAGAAUAAGUAGACCUGCAGCCAGAUUGAUUCUUGGCUCAAACUUCAAUUGACAAGGUCCUCUUGGUCAUGUGUUUUAAAAAAUGGAUUAUCUUCUGAAGAAAUGCAUUCACAGUAGUGAUAAUUAUGCUGAAUUAACUAAAUAUUCAAAAGGGUGAGAAAAAUCAAAAUUGUUUCUAUGGAAUUUAAAGAACAAUUAAACAAGAAUUAGCAAAAAUUUAAAUCCUUAAAAAAUCUUUUUUCAUAAAUUUUAAAAAUUAUAAAAAAAUUAAGAUUACUGAAUUCAUCAUUUACCUGGCUUAUGUUACUAUAACAAUUUUCUUUAAAUAAUUUCUCUAGUGUGCAAUCUUUUCAAUAAAAAUGACAGUAUUAUGUUUUCAUUUUCAUUAUUGUGAUAUAGAUUGCUUCAUUAUAGAAUUCUGAUAACUUAAAAACAGUAAUGUAAAGUAUUAUAUAAAGUUCUGUAAAUAUUUAUAAAUAUGUAUUUAUAUAAAUGUUUGAAUAAAAUUUUUUAAUUCAACA
Messenger RNA from Stegodyphus dumicola, 6424 nucleotides. Its product is annotated as partitioning defective 3 homolog. Gene Ontology annotation, molecular function: protein binding; phosphatidylinositol binding. Gene Ontology annotation, biological process: microtubule cytoskeleton organization; cell adhesion; establishment of cell polarity. The record is from RefSeq and is a predicted model, not a curated record. NCBI's taxonomy places the organism in Eukaryota, Metazoa, Arthropoda, Arachnida, Araneae, Eresidae. Gene Ontology annotation, cellular component: apical plasma membrane; cell cortex; adherens junction.